CCUCGGAUGUAGACGUAUGAAUACAACGAUUUUCAUGGAGAAAAUGUGAAUCGCCUCCGGCGUAUUACAGACUACGCAUAACAAAAUACUAACAAAAUAGUAACAUAAAAAAUAAUCUUCCUGCCAUUGUUAUUGCCAAUUAAAUAUAAGAUAUUUUAAAUUUACCUGUUCUGUAUAUAUAUUUGAUGUUUUGAUGCGGAAAGUAUUUGUUAUUAGAGAAAUCUUCACACGUGGUAUCACAUGUAAACAAAGAUGGCGACUUUCGAAGCUUGUAUAGAAUAUGCCAAGGAGAAAGUUGGGAUAUACGCAUUAAAAGAAAAACAAGAAGAGGCUCUCAGAGCUUUAUUUGAAGAGAGAGAUGUGGUGUGUGUUCUUCCAACGGGAUAUGGCAAAAGUGUGAUCUUCCAAAUACUUCCAUUUAUGGUGCAGAAGAAAAGAGACUCGGCAACUUUGCCAAUAGUGGUAGUUGUUGCCCCCCUUAAUGCAAUAAUGCAAGAUCAACUGAUGGGCCUUAAAAAGAAAGGCAUAGACGCUUGUUUCUUGGACGUUCAAGGAACGGAAGUUGUGACCUGCCACAUCAAAGUGAAAAGGAUGGAUAACGACAAUGAUGAGGAUGAGGAUCCAGAAGGAAAGGAGGAUGUGGUGUUCUCAAACAUAUCCAUUAACGAAAUAAAGAAAGGGGAAUUCUGCCUCCUUUAUGCCCAUCCCGAGACACUACUUAAAAAUAAAGAAAUAGGCAGAAUUCUUAGAAGUCCACUAUACCAAAGACAAGUGUGUUGCACAGUCAUAGAUGAAGUACACAUGGUCUCAGAAUGGGGGAAAGAUUUCCGUAAAGCCUUUUCAGAGCUGGGACAGUUAACAUCCAUAUUUUCCAAAGUUCCACAUUUGGCACUCACUGCAACUGCAACUUCAUCGGAUCUGAAAUUGUUAAGUAGUCUCUUAGAGUUCCAGAACACUCAUUUCAUUGUUGCUAAUCCUGAUCGGCCAAAUAUUUAUUUAGAAAUACGGAAGAGACUACCAAAUAUCAGAAAGUAUGAGAAGUAUGAUGAAAUUUUAAAAACAAUUGGAAGUGAAAUCCUUGUUCAGUUGGAAGCCUUUCCGGUAACAUUAGUUUACUGUGAUAAUUUAGAGAGUGUUGGCUAUAGCUAUAUGUAUAUUUACCAAAUUCUUGGAUCAAAGGCAUACUGUGGGAAAGAGGCUAUACCCGAGAAUAGAAUAGUUGCUCAGUAUCAUAAAGACUAUGCUACCCGCAUGAAAAACUUCAUUGUGCAUGAGAUUACAAAACCCAAUCCUAAAGUAAGACUCAUUUUUGCUACAGUUGCUCUAGGCAUGGGGCUGAAUGCACCAUCUGUGACAAGAGUAAUUCAUUUCAGGCCACCAACCACUCUUGAAAAAUACUUGCAGGAAAUCGGAAGGGCUGGUAGAACUGGACUACCCUCCCAGGCCAUUAUGUACUACAACAACAAUGACAUUGCCCCGAAUCGUAAAGGUUUAGAUUCUGCUGUUAGGGAUUUUGUUCUUAACAAUAAUGGGUGUCUAAGACUACAUCUCUUAAAGUACUUUGGAUUUGAGAAAUGUAUUUAUAAUGGACCAAAGGAACUCUGUUGUUCCAACUGUAAACAAUAAAUACCAUUUACCUAGAGGUCACAUU
Saccostrea cuccullata (small rock oyster) is the source of this 1651-nucleotide messenger RNA. RefSeq lists its product as uncharacterized. Bases 253 to 1626 code for a protein of 457 amino acids. Gene Ontology annotation, molecular function: ATP binding; 3'-5' DNA helicase activity; four-way junction helicase activity. Gene Ontology annotation, cellular component: chromosome; nucleus; cytoplasm. The record is from RefSeq and is a predicted model, not a curated record. The transcript is spliced from 3 exons. Gene Ontology annotation, biological process: double-strand break repair via homologous recombination. NCBI's taxonomy places the organism in Eukaryota, Metazoa, Mollusca, Bivalvia, Ostreida, Ostreidae.